UGGGCCCCCGCGGGCGGGCAGUGCUGCGGUGUGGGGGGGCGGGCGGGCAGGCUGGAGAGGAGCAGCCCGGGCCGGGUGGGGAGCCCAUACCGAGGCACGGACCAGACGCUUUGUUAGCUGGAGGCCCGGACUGCCUGAUCCGGGAGGUGGAGCCUGGUUCUGGACUCUUGUACGUAGUUUCGUUUCUGGCCAUUUUUUCUACCGCCAAAUGGUGAGUUAGGGCUGUGGAUCUUGAGAGAUGGCGUCGUGUAAAGGAAAGAGCCUACUUUGACUAAGUCUUGGGUCAGACUUCCUGAACCUGAGCUUACACCUGUGUAACAUAAAGGAGUUCGACUAAGUGAAGUCUGAGAUCACUACAACUCUGAAGUUUCCAAAGGGGAGAAGACAGGAGAAGGAAGCAGAAUCUGUGCCAAACUCUGCAGACGAUUCAGUGAAUGACCCCGAUUUAGUCCUUCCACCCCUCACCUACUCAGCUUUUUAUCUGUGAAAGUUGAAACCCUAAGGGGUAAGGGAUAGACACUGCCAGGAAGACUUCGGAAUUCAAAAACAGGGAGCUUGUGGCUUGGGCCCUGUUUCCCACCUGGAACUUUGCCCAACACAGGCAACUACAAUCAAGUAGAAAUGGCAACAUAAUAUGUUUAAGCAGAUGGCCAGGCAGCAUUGAUAACCACUCCCACUCCUGCAUGUUCCUUGACUACACUGAACUGAAAAGGAGAUACAGAAUUCCUUAAGAGUGUGUCUUGGUGUGGACCUCUUUGAGUUGAUCUUAUUUGGGACUCUCUGAUCUUAUUUGCUUCCUGUACCUGAAUGUCUGUUUCAUUUUGCAGAUAAGGAAAUAGAGGCAAAUGGAAGUUAAGGAACCUCACACAGUAAGAAACCUCACAAGAAGACAACCCAGAAGUAAUAAUCACAGAAGGAGAUGGCAUAAGGGCUGGACCAAGAAGAUGGACAGUUGGAAGGAAAGCUGGUUUGGAUGACUUGCUCUGCUUAUUCCAGGGGUGUGUUUCGUCGAGAUACACACAAGAGUGAGAUCGCGCAUCGGUUUAAUGAUUUGGGAGAAGAAAAUUUCAAAGGCCUGGUGCUGAUUGCCUUUUCUCAGUAUCUUCAGCAGAGCCCGUUUGAUGAGCAUGUAAAAUUAGUGAAUGAAGUAACCGAGCUUGCAAAAGCAUGCGUUGCUGAUGAGUCAGCUGCAAAUUGUGACAAGUCACUUCACACUCUCUUUGGAGAUAAACUGUGUGCAGUUGCAUCCCUUCGUGAAACCUAUGGUGAAAUGGCCGACUGCUGUGCGAAACAAGAGCCUGAGAGAAAUGAAUGCUUCCUGAAACACAAAGAUGAUAAUCCAGACCUCCCUAAGUUGAAACCAGACCCUGAUACUUUGUGUACCGAGUUUAAGGAAAACGAACAGAAGUUUUGGGGAAAAUACCUAUAUGAAAUUGGCAGAAGACACCCCUACUUUUAUGCCCCAGAACUCCUUUACUAUGCUCAUCAAUAUAAAGGAGUUUUUGCAGAAUGCUGCCAAGCUGCUGAUAAAGGUGCCUGCCUGAUACCAAAGAUUGAGUCUGUGAGAGAACAAGUACUGGCUUCAUCUGCCAGACAGAGACUCAGGUGUACCAGUAUCCAAAAAUUCGGAGAAAGAGCUCUAAAAGCAUGGUCAGUAGCUCGCCUGAGCCAGAAAUUUCCCAAGGCUGAUUUUGCAGAGGUUUCCAAGAUAGUGACAGAUCUUACGAAAGUCCACAAGGAAUGCUGCCAUGGUGACCUGCUUGAAUGUGCAGAUGACAGGGCGGAUCUUGCCAAGUAUAUAUGUGAAAAUCAAGCUACAAUCUCCGCUAAACUGAAGGAGUGCUGUGAUAAGCCUCUGUUGGAAAAAUCCCACUGCAUUGCUGAGGUGGAAAAAGAUGAGUUGCCUGAAAACCUGUCCCCAGUAGCUGCUGAUUUUGCUGAAGAUAAGGAAGUUUGCAAAAACUAUAAUGAAGCAAAAGAUGUCUUCCUGGGCACGUUUUUGUACGAAUAUGCGAGAAGGCAUCCUGAGUACUCUGUCUCAUUGCUGUUGAGAAUUGCCAAGGGAUAUGAAGCCACACUGGAGGAUUGCUGCGCCAAAGAUGAUCCUCCCGCGUGCUAUGCCACAGUGUUCGAGAAACUUCAGCCUCUUGUGGAUGAGCCUCAGAAUUUAAUUAAACAAAACUGUGAACUUUUUGAAAAACUUGGAGAGUAUCUAUUCCAAAAUGCGCUCAUAGUUCGUUACACCAAGAAAGUACCCCAAGUGUCAACUCCAACUCUCGUGGAGGUCUCAAGAAACCUAGGAAAAGUGGGCUCUAGGUGUUGUUCGCAUCCUGAAUCAGAAAGAAUGUCCUGUGCUGAAGACUAUCUGUCCUUGGUCCUGAACCGGUUGUGCGUGUUGCACGAGAAGACACCAGUGAGCGAAAGAGUUACCAAAUGCUGCACGGAGUCCUUGGUGAACAGACGGCCAUGCUUUUCUGCUCUGACAGUUGAUGAAACAUAUGAACCCAAAGCUUUUGAUGAGAAAACAUUCACCUUCCAUGCAGAUUUAUGCACACUUCCCGAGAAUGAGAAACAAAUCAAGAAACAAAUUGCACUUGUUGAGCUGGUGAAACACAAACCCAAGGUAACAGAGGAACAACUGAAAACUGUUAUGGGGAAUUUUGCAGCUUUUGUAGACAAGUGCUGUGCAGCUGAUGUCAAAGAGACCUGCUUUGCUCUGGAGGGUCCAAAACUUGUUGCUUCAACUCGAGAAGCCAUAGCCUAAAAAGAACACAACCACAAGCAUCUCAGCCUACCCUGAGAGUAAGAGGAAAAAAAGAGAAAUGAAAACUCAGAGCUUAUUCAUCUGUUUUUCUUUUGUGUUGGUGUUAACCAACACCCUGUCUUAAGAACACAAAUUUCUUUAAAUAUUUUGCCUCUUUUCUCUGUGCUACAAUUAAUAAA
Molecule: messenger RNA, 2943 nt
Organism: Balaenoptera ricei (Rice's whale)
Lineage: Eukaryota; Metazoa; Chordata; Mammalia; Artiodactyla; Balaenopteridae
Gene: ALB
Product: albumin
Exons: 20
Coding region: 974-2764 (596 amino acids)
Biological process (GO): transport
Cellular component (GO): cytoplasm; blood microparticle
Source: RefSeq, a predicted model, not a curated record